AUGGUCGACUACCGCCAAGGUCUCUCCAUCCUGGAGAUGAUCGUCUACAUUCCCGCCUUAUUCAUGGCUCUCUUCAUGGGCUUCCGUCACGGUUUUGGCCGUCAAGCCGGAUGGUACUUUUUCAUUCUCUUCUCGCUUGCCAGAUUGAUCGGAAAUGGCUGCUAUCUGGGCACAAUCAACAACCCCAACAACAUAAAUCUAUACAUUGCCUACGCCGUCUGCAAUUCUGUCGGAUUGUCACCUCUGCUUUUGGGACUGCUUGCUGGGCUAUCGCGAGUAAAUGACUCCAUCCAACGCAAAACUGGCACCGCAUACUGGCCCAUCAUCUUCCGCCUCAUCGGCCUCAUCUCUCUAGUCGCCAUGAUCCUCUCCAUCGUCGGCCAAACCUCCAACGACUCCAGCCUCGAAGCCGGCUACACCAGCAGCGAAGUCAAAGCCGGCAUUGCGCUCUUCAUCGUAACCUGGGUUGCCACCGUAUUCCUUACAAUCAUGAUAUGGUUCCGCUACGAAGGGAUUGAAAAUGGCGAGCACAGGCUACUAUGGGCCGUUACAAUCUCCAUAGCCAUUCUAUUCAUUCGACUUAUGUAUUCGAUCCUGUCAAUUUUCAAACAUGAUUCAGACUUCAAUUUAUUUACGGGCAACGUGACUGUUUUCCUGGUCAUGGAUGUGCUUGAGGAGAUUAUUGUGGUUUAUAUUAUGAUGUUGACUGGGUUGACGUUGCAGCUCAGAGAAAAGGCGGUUUAUGAUGCGGAUAAGGAAUUACAGCCUACUUCUGGCAGUGCUGCUGCUGAGAACACUUCGCAAUACCAGAAUGUUGGUUUGCAGGAGCAGGGCUACCAGCAAGGGGUUAGUGCCUCGGGAGGGGCUGCUCCUCGUCCCAAGCGGAAAUACAGGGGUGGUCCAAUUAGCUGGUUGGUUAUUUUCAUUUUGAAUAAGGUUGAGGGGAGGAAGUGA
Molecule: messenger RNA, 954 nt
Organism: Talaromyces amestolkiae
Lineage: Eukaryota; Fungi; Ascomycota; Eurotiomycetes; Eurotiales; Trichocomaceae
Exons: 2
Coding region: 1-954 (317 amino acids)
Source: RefSeq, a predicted model, not a curated record